This is a messenger RNA of Drosophila obscura, 5049 nucleotides long. Its product is annotated as probable phospholipid-transporting ATPase IIB. Gene Ontology annotation, cellular component: endosome; plasma membrane; trans-Golgi network. Gene Ontology annotation, biological process: endocytosis; phospholipid translocation; retrograde vesicle-mediated transport, Golgi to endoplasmic reticulum. Bases 622 to 4425 code for a protein of 1267 amino acids. The record is from RefSeq and is a predicted model, not a curated record. The transcript is spliced from 6 exons. NCBI's taxonomy places the organism in Eukaryota, Metazoa, Arthropoda, Insecta, Diptera, Drosophilidae. Gene Ontology annotation, molecular function: ATP hydrolysis activity; ATP binding; magnesium ion binding.
CAAAAAUGUGCAAUAGAGAAAGACUAACCAGUUGACGAAAUGUGAAAAUCGGAAGUAAAGUUGCUAUUGCUGUGUGCACGUGUGAGCAAUGGUCUUUGGAUUUUAGAAGCUAUUUGUAUUAACAAAAAGCAUAUAGUCCGGCUCGAUUGCUCGGUUUAUACUAGUGCGUUUAUGGUGACGAAUGGUAGCCGGCAUCCGUUUCUGAUGAUAAGAGGUGUAAACUGUAUUUGACUCGGGCCACGCCGCCACGAAAUAAAAGUGUUGAUAGUGUUGUUGAUAGACGUGAUUUACGGUUAUACGACAAACACGCACCCACAUGUUUACCGUUCAAGCAAAUCGAGAGAUAAGGACAAGGAGGCUGCUAAGGAGCAGAGCAGGCGACUACCAGCACGUGAAUAGAGUCGUGAGGGAAGGGGUCUCUCCAAUGGAAACGUGGCAAAGAAUCAUUUGAAAUCAAGAGAGUGAGACAUCGAAAUGUAUACAAAAUAAUAUGUAUGCAAAUGCCAUGACAUGGUUUAAAUUAGAUUAAAGGCAAAAAAUAUAAAAAUUCACCGAAUUGAGGCAGGCGCGCAGCACAGCAACAAAUAAACACCUGUGUAAACUCUCUUUCGCUCUCCUAAAAUGGCCGAUAGCAGUGUGCCGCUACGAGACUUUGACGAAGAGAGCGAAACCGACUCUGAGACAGAAUUGCUCAUACGCAGAGACGUACGGACCGCGAGUGUCGCUGCCGUCAGCAGCAGCAGCAAGAGCAACAGCAACAACAACAGCAGGGGCAGACACCGCAAAAGCUCAACUGGUUAUAGCGGUGUCGCUGACGUUGGCGUCAACAGCAGCAGCAGCGGCGGCGGCAGCUUUCUGGGGAAUCUCUUUGGGCACAGUCUUGGCUCUGCCGCCGGACAAAUACGUUAUAGAAAUGAACGGAGUCGCGAGCGCGCGAAAUACUCGAACAGCAGCAGCAGCGUUUCGAAACUGGCGCAAUUAACGCACACAAUUAACGCGGGUGGCAGCGGCGCGGGUGGACACGGGAUUGGUGCGGCAGUUUCAGGCUCCGCUGCUUCCGGCCCCAGCGGGGGUGCGGCCACAGGUGUGGGCGACAGCGCGGCAGUUGCAAGUGAUCUUGACAACGGGACACACAGCACCGUCAUCGAUCCGGAGAAUGGCUCGGCCACCGUCUUCUACCAGAACAACCGCCGGAGGAGCAAGGGCCGUAGCCUCGGGAACAUCUGCAAGCUGUGCCUCUGCAGCUGCUGGCGAAAAUGGUUCAGGCCACGGGAACUGCGAGCCCGCACCGUCAACCUGGGGAGGGUGAACACGGAGAAGUUCCCGCCGAACGAGAUCCGGAACCAGAAGUACAACUUCAUCACCUUCCUGCCGCUGGUGUUGUUCGAGCAGUUUCGCUUCUUCCUCAACCUGUACUUUCUGCUGAUGGCCCUCUCGCAGUUCAUUCCGGACAUACGCAUUGGCUAUCCGUACACAUACUGGGGACCGCUGGGCUUUGUGCUGAUGGUGACUAUAUGUCGUGAGGCAGUCGACGACCUGAGGCGGCACCAGCGCGAUCAUGAGGUCAACUCCCAGAAGUACAAACGGCUGUCGGCGACUAAUGGAAGCGGCUACGAGAUGGUUCCCAGCUCUAAGCUGAAGGUCGGUGAUGUCAUCAUUGUGGAGAAGAACGAAAGAGUGCCAGCGGACCUUAUUCUGCUGCGUACCAGCGAUCGCAGUGGUUCCGUCUUCGUACGCACCGACCAACUCGAUGGCGAGACGGACUGGAAGCCCCGCCUGGCUGUGCCCUAUACCCAGAAGCUAAGCCGCGACUCUGAGUUGCACACCAUCGAUGCACACUUCUAUGUGGAGAAGCCCCAGAACGAUAUACACAGCUUCAUUGCCACCUUCUGCAUGACGGACGGCAGCGAGGACACCGGCCUCAGCGUGGAGAACACUCUAUGGGCCAAUACGGUGGUGGCUGCCGGCACAGCCACUGGCAUUGUCAUCUACACGGGCUGCGAGACCCGCAGCGUGAUGAACAACUCCCAGCCCAGAUCCAAGGUGGGUCUCCUGGAUAUGGAAAUCAAUGGAUUGACAAAGGUUCUUUUCUGUGCCGUAUUGGGCCUGUCGCUGGUCAUGAUGAUGCUGAAGGGAUUCGGUGGACCCUGGUACAGAUAUAUGUUCCGCUUUGUCCUGCUCUUCUCGUACAUCAUUCCGAUCAGUCUGCGGGUGAACCUGGACAUGGGAAAGGCCUUCUACUCGUGGCAAAUGCAGAACGACUCCAACAUCCAAGGAACAGUGGUGCGCUCCACAACCAUACCGGAGGAACUGGGCAGAAUCUCCUAUGUGCUGACGGACAAGACGGGCACCCUCACCCAGAACGAAAUGGUAUUUAAAAAGAUUCACCUGGGCAUUGUGUCGCACGAUGCGGACACCUUCCAUCACAUUGGCCAUAUCAUACAGAAGCUAUCGGGGAACAUACUGCAGCAACAACAGCAGCAGGGCAGCGUAUCCAGCUCCAGCAGCGGGGAGUCCAACACCGCCACCAAACCGAUUAUGUUUGCAGGCAAUCGCAUGCGGCGACCCGAAGGCUGGCGUGAGUGGGAGGCGGUGCGCGCUUUGGCCCUGUGCCACAAUGUGACCCCCGUUAGUGAUGAGGAGGACAAUAGGUCCGUGUCCACGGCAUCCACAGUCACUGGCGGCAACAACUCUCCCACCAAAUCUGUUAUAAACAUCGAGGCCCCAGGUAGCACAGACACAGAGCAUCAGUACCAGGCUGCCUCGCCGGAUGAGAUCGCGUUGGUCAAGUGGACAGAGCAGGUGGGGUUGACGUUGAUUGCCAGGGAUCUGAACACCAUGACACUGCAGGUGAAGACCCCCAGCGAGGACAACGAUAUCCUGUUGCAAUAUCAGAUUCUGCAGCUGUUCCCCUUCACCAGCGAAAGCAAACGCAUGGGCAUCAUCGUGAGGGAAAGCAAGUCCGGUCAGAUAACGUUCUAUUUAAAGGGCGCCGAUGUGGUCAUGUCCAGUAUUGUCCAAUACAAUGAUUGGCUCAGCGAAGAGUCGGGUAACAUGGCCCGCGAGGGACUGCGCACAUUGGUGGUGGCCAAGAAGGUUCUCACGGAGGAGCAGUACUCGGACUUUGAGAUGCGGUACAAUGCGGCUCGCCUGAGUAUCACAGAUCGCGUGGCUAAGGUGGCCGCCGUGACCGAAUCUCUAGAGAGGGAACUGGAGCUGCUCUGCCUCACUGGGGUGGAGGAUCGCCUGCAGGAAAAUGUGCGCCCCACCUUGGAACUGCUGCGCAAUGCGGGUGUUCGUGUAUGGAUGCUGACGGGAGAUAAACUAGAGACCGCCUGCUGCAUUGCAAAGUCCUCGCAGCUAAUUGGCCGGAACCAGGGUCUGCAUGUGCUGCGCUCCGUGAAGACGCGUAUGGAUGCCCAUCAGGAGCUGAAUAGCUUCAGGCGCAAGCAGGGCCAUGCCCUUGUCAUCGAGGGCGAAUCACUUGAAGUUUGCCUGCAGUAUUAUCGACCAGAGUUCCUCGAACUGGCCACCGCCUCGCCGGCUGUCGUAUGCUGCCGCUGCUCGCCCACCCAAAAGGCCCAGGUGGUGGCGCUCAUCCAGAAGCACACGGGCAAACGCACUUGUGCCGUGGGCGAUGGUGGCAACGAUGUGAGCAUGAUCCAGCAGGCGGAUGCCGGCGUGGGCAUCGAAGGCCGUGAAGGCAGACAGGCCUCUCUGGCUGGCGAUUUCAGCAUUCCGCAAUUCUCACACAUUGCCAAGCUGUUGCUGAUCCACGGCAGGCGGAGCUACAAGCGCUCGGCGGCUCUUUCCCAGUUCGUCAUCCAUCGCGGCCUAAUCAUCACCACACUGCAGGCAGUAUUCUCGGCAGUUUUCUACCUCAGUUCGGUGGCUCUGUAUCAGGGCUUUCUCAUGGUCGGCUAUUCGACAUUGUAUACCAUGUUCCCGGUGUUCUCGCUGGUGCUGGAUCAGGACAUCACCUCGGAGACGGCUGUUACGUAUCCGGAGCUAUAUAAGGAUCUAUCAAAGGGUCGCAGUCUCAGCUAUAAGACCUUCUUCAUUUGGGUAUUGAUUAGCAUAUACCAAGGCGGCGUCAUCAUGUACGGGGCCCUGAUACUCUUCGUGGACGAGUUCAUACACAUUGUUGCCAUUAGCUUCUCGGCUCUGAUCAUGACUGAGCUAAUAAUGGUGGCUCUAACCGUGCGCACUUGGCACAGGCUAAUGGUGCUAGCAGAGCUAUUCAGCUUGGCCCUUUAUCUCAUUUCAUUGGCCGUCUUGCACGAGUAUUUCGACUGGGAGUUCAUCUGGUCUUACGACUUUCUCUGGAAGGUGUCGCUCAUCACGCUAGUGUCCUGCUUGCCCCUGUACAUAAUCAAGUUCUUGCGUAAGAAAUGUUCUCCGCCUUCAUACUUGAAGCUCUCUUAGAUCCGAUUGCUUCUAUUCCCAAAAUAAUUUCCCCCGUCUAUGGUUUUCCUUUCUGUAUUUGUUUAUGGUUUAAUGAUUAAUUAUUUGCACGUGCUGUGUUACAAUCUGUCGUCUCGUUUUGCCAAACGCAAACCCAGCCCCACACUAAUCCCAUUACCGAGCCUGCGUCCCCGACCCCCAUAUGCGUGAUAUAAAGUUAAAUUGACUCUCCUUCGACACCUUUGCACUUUGCUUGUUUGUUGUUUUUGUUUCAUUUGUAAAUUUACACAAAAAUGCAGAGUAAAAGUGAGGGAUUCGACUAACGUACGAUUAUUAAAACAAAAACUAACUUUAAUUUAUAGGCGUGUGAGGAGUAAAAGAAAAGUUUAUUAUUAUAUUUCCACAUUUUUUGUAUACCUGUGUGUAUUUGAUUAAUAUUUAAGUCGCAGUAAACCAAAUUAUGUUACUAAUUAUUUAAUGUUAAAGUAAAUUAAAAUAAUACUAAUUGUAUCUAUGACUAAACUAAAACACUGAAAUCAAUUAUGAGAAAUGUACGAAACAAAAUGUAAAACGACAAAUAGAUUUUUGUAUUAAGGUUUAAAAAUCGCAUUGGAUUGUGAAAUAAAGACAUAAAUAAAUAGAAAA